Messenger RNA from Drepanopeziza brunnea f. sp. 'multigermtubi' MB_m1, 3603 nucleotides. RefSeq lists its product as uncharacterized. The record is from RefSeq and is a predicted model, not a curated record. Lineage: Eukaryota; Fungi; Ascomycota; Leotiomycetes; Helotiales; Drepanopezizaceae.
AUGUCUUCUACAUACCAGUCUGCUUCUCCUUCUGUCGACCCCCAUAGCUCGAGAGACUUCAACGAUGAGCUGCGGCUGAAUCACCAUAUACUCACCAAAUCUUUCGACUCCAGUCUUCUGUCCUCUCCCUUCAGCCAUGCUCUUACGACCAGCAAUUCUGCUAGUCCUUUAUACACAUCUGGGGAGAGCCUGUCUGAGUAUAGCAAUUUCCAGUCCGACAUAGACGACGUUGACCCUUUCUUCGGCGUAAACUUCGACGACGGGGUACAGCGAAUCAACUCCCUUCCUAUUACUAUCACCCCUAUGAACGUCGCCUAUCCAUCUGCAACUCUCAAACGGGCUUCACCAACACCAGCAAGCAAUCAACCUUCGAGUGCGACCUGGGCCAUCUCAACCUAUCCUCUCAGCCCAAGUCACACUAUUAUACCCAACACACCCUCACUAAAAAGAGCAGUCAGUGAGACAACGAGGACUACAAUAUCGCAGCACGAGCUGAACACUGGGCUGCAUAACUCGCGACUCCCCCCGGGACCAGAUAUGAGACCGACACCAGAUAGCAGUGGAAGCAGUCAUACGAGUGCCGAAGGCCAUGAACCGAGCAGCAUGCCACGUUCUGGACAUAGCCCCAGCCUCAUGGGCUUCCACGGGGGCGGCAGGCAACAGAACCGUCAACCCUCUCCGUUUCUACAGUCCAACCGAGGGUACAGUGCAACUAAUGCCGAUAAUUUCGGCGGAGACGUUUCAAGCCAAACACAAUACCAACAUCCGCAUAUGGCCACCGAGAGGGACGACGAUGGGUUAUGGAGAGCGAGUGAAGUGAACGGGCAGAGUGGACUGGAUCCCGACUCCCGUAAAGUCAUCAACGAUGAGGUUCCUACACUGAAAGAGCAAGAAGAAUACCGACGCAUACAGGAAAAGAACAGCGAGGUGGAAGAAUGGAGAUCGCAAGCCGGAGAAAAUAGCGACGCGGAAAAUGAACAGCCCGUCCAAUCCUACUUCUCCUUGUACUCGAACAGUUGGUAUCCGCGAGGAGACCCUGGAACUGGAACGCCUCGCGAUAAAGAAGACAACAACUUAGCGCCACUUGACGACAGUGCUAGCGUGCACGAGAACCGUCUUGCAGAAGGCCAAACUUACUUCGACCUCAACAGCAUUUACAUCAGCGAUGUGGACAAGCAGGAAUUGAUCAACCAUGCGCGGCAUUGGCAAGAUGCCCCCUCCGUACCUCAUAUCAUGACAAGCGCCUUUCAGCCCCAAACGUCAAACGAGGCCAUGAACAGAUUCAACCGAGCCGCAGAUUCCUUCUCGAUCACGUCACGUGCUGCUACAUGGGGAACCCGCCGGCGCAGCGAACCGAGCCUGGCAGACUUCGAGGGCAUCUCUGAUGGAAGCUUUCUUAAAAAGCUGUCGAUUAGCAGCAAAUCAAGGGAGGAGCGUCCUCGCCAGAACAGUCUCCUUGAUCAAGGGCUGAAUCGAUUAGCAAGCUUCACACGCAAGAGAAGUGACAGCAAGCUCAAGCGUGUACGCAGUACUCAGAACUUCCCAGAAGAGACGCAGGCGCCACCAAAUGCAAGGCAUUACAGCCAGGAUUCGCUGGCACCGCCCACGAGAAGCCUCAGCUCUGCAAAGAAACAAACGGUCAGUAUCAAUACCGCCUUUGCCGCAAUGACAGGUCCUCUUGCCGCUGUUGGGACAGCCCAUACGCGCCGUACCACUGUUGGCCACAUGGUUACAUCGCCUAAGAGCCCAGUCCAUCUGGGAUUCAAGUCCGUGAUAAGGCGUGCAAGAAGCCGAAGCGAAUUGACUUCACAAGAGAAGAAGAGGCAGACAGGUCUUGUGAGCCUGUGGAGAGGGCAAGGAGGACCUCCAGUCUUAGCAACUCCACCGACUCCGGCCGAAAUGAAGGCAGAGCGGCCUGAGCCCGAAGUGGAUGAUCACGAGGAUGAUGACGAUGACGAUGAUGAACAAUCAGACGAGAACCACCCCAAGAUGGAGUCCGGACAUCAAGCAGAUGUGAUUGUGGCAAACUACGAAGGUUUCAAAUCUCACGUACGGCGUUUGAAUCCUGACAUGGACCCUCAACACAACUGGCUUAUCAGCAGGAUUGCCCAUCAACAGGAGAUUCGCUACAAGAACUUGCUUGAUCUCAGGGUCAAGCAUUUACAGGCCAUCAGCUCCCGCAAAUGCUCUGCUGGACCCCAUUGUUUAGCUUUGGGAGGUUCGAUCACUUUGACAGAUGUCAAGGGCAAUCCGCGCGACCAGGAUCGUACUCCAGCUUCACUUCAAUUGGUGACAGAUUUCUCUGACGACUCCGAUCCUAUCGAGGGUACUAUUACUGCUCAGACAUUCCCAUCAGGGGUGCCAAUGCCACCCACCAAUAAUCUUCCCGCGGAGUUUGAAUGCCAACUGUGCUUCAAGGCCAAGAAAUUCCAGAAACCUUCAGACUGGACUAAGCAUGUCCACGAAGACGUGCAGCCAUUCACUUGCACCUAUGCCAAUUGCAAGGAGCCCAAGUCCUUCAAGAGGAAAGCAGAUUGGGUCCGCCAUGAGAAUGAGAGACAUCGUCAUCUGGAGUGGUGGAUCUGCCAGGUGGGCGAUUGCAGACACCCAUGUUAUCGAAAAGAUAACUUCCUUAAACAUCUUGCACGUGAGCACAAGGUGCCGGAGCCGAAGCAGAAGACAAGAGCUGCCAUCAAGAAGGUGUGCACAACUGAGCCAGCCUGGGAAUGGCUGGAAAAAUGUUACCAUCAGACGCACAAUCGGCCCGAGGAUGAGCCGUGCAAAUUUUGUGGUAGAUCGUUUCCAACCUGGAAGAAGCUGACUGUCCAUCUUGCCAAACAUAUGGAACACAUCAGCUUGCCCAUUCUCCGCUUGGUUAAGGCAAAAGCUGUCGACGCGAACACGAUCAUCAGCCCGGUGGAGCAAGUACUCACACCAGUGACACCGAUGAGUCGUGCUACAGUGGAAUUUCACAGCCCAUUGGACAUGGAAAGUGUCUCUCCCAAUUUCACUACAGGUUCUCAAGUCGCCUCGAUAGAUUUUGAAGAGCCUGAAUAUUUCCAGACAGACGGGUCAUCCAUCGGGUAUGGCCUGCAAGCACCAUUGCCACAGGAAACUCGCUAUUCCAACAACAGCGACAACAUGUACUCGACCGCUUUUCAUGUUGAGAGCAUGGGACAGACCCGUGGAUUCGAUACUAUGAAUCCGAACACCAUGGUCCAUGUUGAUCAGACUCGAGCUUUCGGCCCUUUGAAUUCGGAUUUUUCUCAGCCCCGAGCGGAACCCAUCCGUGGGUUUGGAUCGAGGGACUAUGCAUUUUCUCAUGUGAUGCCCGGCCAGAAUUGCAAUAUGCAGCAGGAUUCGGGGUACCCCUUCCCACAGACGUUCUCUGCAGCAGCAGCCCCAAUAUCCGGCUUUCCAACCUCAAACAUGCUGGGUGGCACCGAAGCUGGAUUCGCAUCCAUUGACCCGGUGAACGGAAGAGGAGUCCAGAAUUUUUCGCAAGUACCGCGGAGUCACGCUUACGGGAGCGCACCUACAUAUCGGCAUUCCCCUCAGGACAUUCCUCGGAAUGCGCAAUCCUUCUAUGGACAUCAAGGAUGA